Molecule: messenger RNA, 1581 nt
Organism: Beauveria bassiana ARSEF 2860
Lineage: Eukaryota; Fungi; Ascomycota; Sordariomycetes; Hypocreales; Cordycipitaceae
Product: myo-inositol transporter
Exons: 3
Coding region: 1-1581 (526 amino acids)
Biological process (GO): transmembrane transport
Cellular component (GO): membrane
Molecular function (GO): myo-inositol:proton symporter activity
Source: RefSeq, a predicted model, not a curated record
AUGGACGACCCACAAGAGCCCCUGAUCCCCGAAGAAAGCCGCCAAGAUGAUGCUGCAGGAGGCGGCAGCGUGCUGAGACGCAAAGCAGCAGACCAGCCCGAGCUAGGCACCUUUGUCCUGCUCCUGACGCUCGCGGCUGGUAUCAGCGGCUUACUUUUUGGAUACGACACUGGCGUCAUUUCCGCGACCCUCGUCUCCAUCGGCACGGCGCUGUCCGGCCGACCGCUCUCGUCGCUCGACAAGUCCAUCAUCACAUCCGCGACCGCCCUUUUCGCGCUGAUUGCGUCGCCCAUCUCUUCGAUUCUCGCCGACCGGCUCGGGCGAAGACGCGUGAUCCUCUACGCGGACGUGCUGUUUGUCGCCGGCGCGUUGCUGCAGGCGGCAAGCUCGACGGUAUCGCUCAUGGCCGUUGGGCGGUGCAUGGUCGGCGCGGGCGUCGGCGCCGCGAGCUUUGUCGUGCCGCUGUACAUUGCCGAGGUCGCUCCGGCGCAGCACCGCGGACGGCUUGUCACGACGAAUGUCAUGCUCAUCACCGCCGGUCAGGUGGUGGCGUACGUUGUCGGCUGGCUCUUUGCGACGUAUGCCGAGGCCGGGACAGGGUGGCGAUGGAUGGUCGGCCUGGGUGCCGUGCCGGCGGUGGUGCAGGCGGCGCUGAUUGGGUUCAUGCCGGAGACGCCGCGCUGGCUCGUCAAGGCGGGCGAGUCGGGAGCAGCCCGGAGUGUGGUUCUGCAGACGCAAGGCGCCGCCGAGGCUGGGGCUGGAGAGCACGUGGAUGCGAUUAUUAAAAACAUUGAAGUUGAAAUACGGGCGGAGCAAGAAGCACGCAGACUUGGAGGAAUGCGACAGUCAAAGGUGCCGAGCUGGCUGAGCGGCUGGGAAGAGCUGCUUACGGUCGGCCAGAAUAGACGUGCGUUGGCCAUUGCUUGUCUGCUACAAGGUCUACAGCAGCUUAGUGGAUUUAACUCGCUCAUGUAUUUUUCUGCGACGAUAUUCACACUGGUCGGAUUCCGCAGCCCCACGCUUGCCUCUCUCAGCGUAGCCGUGACCAACUUUAUAUUCACCGGCAUCGCGCUGGUACUCAUAGACCGCAUCGGCCGACGCCGUAUACUCUUGUACUCGCUCCCAAUCAUGGUCUGCGGCCUCUUGCUCGCAUCUCUAGGGUUCUCGUUCCUGACCCUCGAUGCGAGCCCUAACGCAUCGCACAACGACGCCGCGCCGCCACCGCCGGGAAGCAGCAGCGACGCGGCCGGUCUAAUCCUACUUAGCAUCAUGCUCUACGUGUCGUCCUACGCGAUCGGUCUCGGCAACGUGCCGUGGAUGCAGAGCGAGCUGUUUCCUACAGCGGUCCGCUCGCUAGGCAGCGGCGCGGCCACGGCCACCAACUGGUCGGCCAACUUUGUCGUCGGGCUGACGUUUCUGCCGCUCAUGGAGCUGCUGACGCCGCCGUGGACGUUUGCGCUGUACGCGAGUGUCUGCGCCGUCGGCGAGGCGCUAGUUUGGCUCGUCUAUCCCGAGACGGCAGGGCUGAGCCUGGAAGAGUCGACGUCGCUGCUGGAGCAUGGAUGGGGCGUGAGGCGAUAG